Hermetia illucens (black soldier fly) is the source of this 3562-nucleotide messenger RNA. RefSeq lists its product as uncharacterized. Bases 88 to 3528 code for a protein of 1146 amino acids. NCBI's taxonomy places the organism in Eukaryota, Metazoa, Arthropoda, Insecta, Diptera, Stratiomyidae. The transcript has 16 exons. The record is from RefSeq and is a predicted model, not a curated record.
UAGUGAGUUGGAAACUUGUGAGCUUAGUGGGACGUCUUUUUGCCUUUACUGUGAUAGUGCUUUGUUGUUAUUUUACAAGUUUAUGAAAUGAGUUUUAAUUAUGACGAAUUAAAUGCUCCCGAGUGGAUUGGUGUCGACUUUCUUAGAGAAGUUCUCAAAUAUAACGAAAAAUCUAGAAAUAUUUCGAUACACAAUUACAAAAUUACCCCCGCCACAGCGCUUGGUGACCACUUCGCCAGCGUAAUGUUUCGUGUUAAUAUAAACUAUUCCGUCGAUGAAGAUAUAUCGAAUAAAAAUAUUUCAAUAAUCAUAAAAACCGUCCCAACUGCGGAAGGUUACAAAAAAGGAAUGCUCGAUUCUGUAAAUGUUUUCGAUAUUGAGAUAUUUAUGUACACCAAGGUUUUAAAUAAAUGCACGGAGAUUUUAGGAAAAUGUGGAUAUACCGAGCUGCUGGCACCUGGGAUAAUUUAUACUUCGUUAAGACCUAAUAAAGUGUUGGUUUUCGAAGACCUCAAAGAAAAAGGAUACUUCAUGCUACCCAGGAAUAUCCCCAAUGAGUAUGAAAUAAGACUGAUAUUUUCGAAAUUAGCCCAACUACAUGCCGUUACCUUCAAAAUGGAGUCCGACGGUCGAGAUGAUUUGAGGCUCAAAGGAACAUUAUUUGGUUUUUCAUUUUCCAUGGAUAUGCCUCUCUUCCUAACUGCUCCAACAUUUUUAGCGGAAUUAGUAGAAACAAUACCAGGAUUCGACCAGUAUGCCCUAAAGAUGCGUAAAAUAAAUAGCGAAUGGCUAAUGGGCAAAUGUGUCGAAACACUUCGCAGGCCCGCGGCAAUCAAUGUGCUCAAUCACGGGGACUUCCACGUACGCAAUAUGAUGUUCAAAAGGAAUGGAUUCGGGCCUAUUUCCGAACUGGCACUGGUGGACUUCCAAAUCCCUCAUUGGGGAUCACCAGCUUUUGACCUGCUUUAUAUGUCAGCUGCGAUUCCGUUUAAGUUACGAGAAAUGGCCUUAAGGCACUAUUUCAAUAUUUUCAUAGAUGUCCUGGUGAAGACUGGAUUCAAAGGGGUAAUGCCAACAUAUGAACAGUUGCAGAACGAAAUUGACACUUUCAAGUAUUUAGACUUAUUUGUGUUGGCGAGUAUGGUUGUGUUUUUAUACGUAGAGAGGGAUGAAAUGAGUGAUGAAAUGGAUAAGCUUCUGACUGAUUCAGCGGCAAGAAGGCGACUAUACAACAAUGAGAAAUAUAUUGCUCAUGUUAAGGAAAUAUUACCAAAGUUACUGGAUAAAAUAGAUGUGGAAGAAAUUAAAAUUGAUGAAUAUGAAACUGCUCCAGCAGUUGGUCCCUGUGACCAUUUCGCAAGUAUCAUGUUUCGAACGAAGAUCACUUAUUCAACGGACGAGAAGAAAGGCCAGACAUGCUCCGUCAUCAUCAAAGCUAUUCCAACUGUAGAAGGCAUGAAGUUGGAUUUUGUAACAAAGAACGAUUUGGAUUAUUUCGGGACGGAAAUUUUCAUGUAUUCAAAAGUCCUAGGGAAAUGCGAUGAAAUCUUGAAAAGUGCAGGCUGCACUGAUAAGCUGGUAGCAAAGAUCUUGUAUUACUCAGUGGAACCACGGAAAGUACUUGUUUUCGAAGAUCUGAAAGAGCUUGGGUACGCCAUGCCUACAAGAAUGCUUCCCAACGAAGAGGAUGCAAAGAUUUUCUUCACCAAACUCGGACAAUAUCAUGCGGCCGUGUUUAAACUGGAAAGUGAGGGCCAUGAAGGUAUGAAACGCAGAGGAACCAUGUUCAAUGCACCGCCCAUGAUGAUUUUUGACGGAGUUUCAAUUCUGUGUGAUGCAGUUCGUACUUUGCCUGGAUUCGAAAUCGCUGUGGAGAAACUUAGUCAGAUUACGCAUCUAAAGUUGUUUGAAAAAUGCAAACAGAUUCUAAACACUCCCGGUUCUUAUAAUGUUCUGAAUCACGGUGACUACCAUGUUAGAAAUAUGAUGUUCAAGACUGAUAAGGACGAGACCGUUGAACAAGCUGUCCUGGUUGAUUUCCAAAUGUGCAAUUGGGGCUCACCUGCAUUCGACUUAUACUACAUUGCAGCAGUUAUUCCGUACAGCAAGCGGGAGAAGCUCUUCAAGUUGUACUUUGAUACAUUCAUCGAUGUAUUGGUGAAAUCUGGGUUCCAAGGAAAUUUGCCUACGUAUGAACUCCUGCAAAAGGAAAUGAAGAGAUAUCAAUCUUUUGAUUAUCUGGUGUACUGUGAAGUUUGUGCGUUCAAGUUUAAGGAUAACAUGAGUUUCAACCGUGAUGAACUUGUAGCUCCUGAUUUUAUCAAUAACAAUUUUCUGAAGGAGGUCUUAGAAUUUAAUGGAGACUUGAAAAAUGUUACGAUACAUGCAUUCGAAACCUCCCCCGCUACCACACUUGGAGACCACUUUGCCAGUAUUAUGUUCCGCGCACACGUUACUUAUUCAACGGAUACAAGCAAAAAUCAAAAAUGUCCUUUAAUCAUUAAAACUUUACCAGUUGAAGAAGGACUGAAAAAGGAUUUGCUAACAAAUAGCAAACUUGACUUGUUCGGGACUGAAAUUUUCAUGUACACCAAAGUCUUAAGUGACUGCGCAGGGGUCUUGGACCGUGCAGGAUACAAGGAUAAACUUGCUCCAAAAAUUCUCUAUCAUUCAACUGUUCCUCGGAAAGUACUCGUUUUUGAGGAUCUAAAGACUCUUGGAUAUAUUAUGUUCCCACGGCAUCUUCCAAAUCAGGACGACGGCAAGGUGAUUUUCUCCAAACUGGGUCAAUUUCAUGCAGCAACGUUCAAAAUGGCGAAUGAGGGUCGUGAGGACAUAAAACUCAAGGGCUCAAUUUUCAACAUGUCCAUGGCCGAUUCCUUUAUAAUGUUCGAAGUAGGAAUUUCACAUUUUUGCGAGAUGGUAAGCAAGAUACCUGGAUUGGAAGCAGCUGCCGAUAAAUUAGGUAAAAUUACUUAUGACAAACUAUUAAGGAGGUGUAAACAGUCGAUGUUCUCAAAAAAUUCUUAUAAUGUCCUCAACCAUGCCGACUAUCACAUCAGGAAUAUGAUGUUCAAAGUGAACAGCGAGGAUACUGUCACAGAAUCGGUUUUGCUUGACUUUCAAAUAUGCCACUGGGGAACGCCUGCCUAUGACUUGUAUUACAUGUCUGCAAUUAUUCCGCGCGACAGAAGACAAGACCUUUACAAAGUGUACUUCGACACGUUCAUUGAUGUGCUGGUUAAAGCUGGAUAUAAGGGUACCUUGCCAACGUACGAACUCCUGCAAAAGGAACUAAAGAAAUACAGACUUUUUGAUUUCUUCUUUUUGGCCACGAUUUCGGCUUUUUUGAACACGGAACAAACCGAAGUGACUGAACAACUAGAAGAUAUCCUGCAAAGCAAGGAACUGAUACGCGUAUACUAUCGAUCACCAAACUACAUGUCUUUUGUGAAAGAUUUGCUGCCAAGUCUAGUAGAGGACGGAGUGUUAGAUGAUAUAAUACAAAUGGACGAUAAACAAUGUUGAAUAAACAAGAAAAUGUAUAAAUAUUUUAUUAAAA